AUGUCGGCAACAGAGGUUUGCGGGGAUUUUCUCACUAAAAUCUAUCAGUAUACAUUCGAAUAUCUGAAGAAGCGACUGGGAGCGCCUGUUGUGGAAAUGACCUCUUUUGAGUUUUGGUUCACCGUGCCAGCCAUCUGGUCAUAUGCGGCGAAAGCUGCUACAUGGGAGGCCGCCCGUCACGCAGGGUUUGGCUCACGAAUCUGCGACACGGUCAACUUUAUCCCCGAGCCCGAGGCUGCUGCAGGUGCAACUCUAAGCUGGGCAUCGUUAAAUAACAGCAUCAGGCCAGUUCAAAAGGGAGAAAUACUCAUCAUUUGUGAUUGUGGGGGAGGUACCGUUGAUGUAAUUACAUACAUCAUUACUGAUACCGGACCCUUUCGUUUUGACGAACUGAUAGCAGGUGCAGGGGGAAAGUGCGGAUCUACAUUCGUCGAUCGAAAUUUUCACAAAUGGAUGUCUUCUCGCUUUGGAGUUGCGUUCGACGAUGUCGCAGCGGAAAAGAAAGGGGUUGGAAGCCGUUUUAUGAGAGAGUUUGAACUACACAAACACGACUUUGGGCAUGCAGACAACUUCUUAGACAUUCAGUUCGAAGUUCCGCUAGUGAUGUGCAAUGUCAAAAAUGGAAGAAACUAUGAUACAGAAGACUGUCAAGUUAAACUCUCAGCAAAAGACAUGCAAACCUUUUUCGAACCAGCGGUUAAUAAGAUCAAGCAGAUUUUGAAGCAACAAGUAGAUGCCGUCCGCCAUAAGCAUUCGGAUAACAUACUAAAGAUUAUCCUCGUUGGAGGAUUCGGUGACUCUCCGUACUUGAACAAUGAGCUUGCGUUGUGGGCUAAGUCGCAAGGCAAUAUCGAGCUACUCUGUCCUGAAAACCCACAGGCCGCAGUUGUCAAGGGAGCCGCGCUCAGAGGGCUACAGGGCAUCAAGUCAUCUAAGAAGAGAGCUAGGGCCCAUUACGGCAUAGAGAUGAUGCGAGAGUUUCGGGAAGGCAUCGAUCCAGAGUCCCUUGCUGCUUAUGAUCCGUGGAACAUAAACGAGAAGGUUUGCCUAAAUAGAGCUAUCUGGAAAAUUCGCAAGGGCGAUAGCAUCGACGAGAAGUCGAGAAUCUCUCAGUGCAUUGAAGUAACCAACUCAGACGAUGAAGAUCCCUCUUUCUCUGCAGAUCUCUAUUGUUGCAAGUCUGACAACCCCCCGGAGUACACUUCAGACCAAGGCGUGGAUAUCGUUGGGACUUUGCAUUUGGACCUCUCCAGAUCGGAUUUACAGCAUUUCAAAACGAAGAGAAUCGAUGGGGUCAAAUACUGGAAAAUCGAAUACGAUCUGCACAUCUACCCCGCCCCAUCGGAUGGUUUGUUACACGUUCGAGCUGUCAUGAAUGGGGGGAAAGAAAUUGGAGUCACAACAAUUCGGUAUGAAAGUGAUAUGGAAGUACCAACAUUGGGUUGA
Molecule: messenger RNA, 1446 nt
Organism: Talaromyces proteolyticus
Lineage: Eukaryota; Fungi; Ascomycota; Eurotiomycetes; Eurotiales; Trichocomaceae
Exons: 2
Coding region: 1-1446 (481 amino acids)
Molecular function (GO): ATP binding; ATP-dependent protein folding chaperone
Source: RefSeq, a predicted model, not a curated record